UCGUAUAUAUAUACGUAGAGACUCUGCACCUCCGGUCUUUAACAAAUCAAUCCGUGGCUCUCUCUUUUCUCUCUCAUUUCUCUGUCUGAAUUUCUCUCACUCUCUUUCUUCGCUAGCCUCUUGAGGCUUCUUCAUCCAAAUUUCUCUGUCUCGGGGUUGGUCGAUUCUGAUCCAAGCCAAAAUCUAAGGUUCCUUGACAUGGGUUCAUAUACCCCCAAGAACAUCCUCAUAACUGGUGCUGCUGGCUUCAUUGCAUCUCAUGUUGCCAACCGGCUCAUCCGCAGUUACCCUGACUACAACAUUGUUGUGCUUGACAAGCUUGACUAUUGUUCAAAUCUGAAAAACCUCCUGCCCUCUAAAUCAUCACCCAAUUUCAAGUUUGUUAAGGGGGACAUUGGCAGUGCUGACCUUGUCAACUAUCUCCUCAUCACUGAGUCGAUUGACACCAUAAUGCAUUUUGCAGCCCAGACCCAUGUCGACAAUUCCUUUGGUAACAGCUUUGAGUUCACAAAGAACAACAUCUAUGGAACCCAUGUUCUGCUGGAAGCAUGCAAAGUGACUGGCCAAAUCAGGAGGUUCAUCCAUGUCAGCACAGAUGAAGUCUAUGGUGAGACUGAUGAAGAUGCUGUUGUAGGAAACCAUGAAGCAUCUCAACUCCUCCCAACAAAUCCAUACUCUGCAACAAAAGCGGGAGCAGAAAUGCUUGUUAUGGCGUAUGGCAGAUCAUAUGGAUUGCCUGUUAUAACGACCCGUGGAAACAAUGUUUAUGGACCAAAUCAAUUUCCUGAAAAAUUGAUUCCAAAGUUCAUUCUGUUGGCCAUGCAAGGGAAGCCUCUUCCAAUUCAUGGGGAUGGCUCUAAUGUGAGAAGCUAUCUAUAUUGUGAGGAUGUUGCUGAAGCUUUUGAACUCAUUCUUCACAAGGGGGAAGUUGGCCAUGUUUACAAUAUUGGAACAAAGAAGGAAAGGAGAGUUAUUGACGUGGCCAAAGAUAUAUGCAGACUUUUCUCAGUGGAUCCAGAGACAAACAUCAAGUUUGUUGAAAACAGACCUUUCAAUGAUCAGAGGUAUUUCCUAGAUGAUCAGAAGCUGAAGAUUUUGGGGUGGUCAGAGCGAACUAUAUGGCAAGAGGGGUUGAAGAAGACUAUAGAAUGGUACACUAAGAAUCCUAAUUGGUGGGGUGAUGUAUCUGGGGCACUGCUGCCUCAUCCACGAAUGCUGAUGAUGCCUGGUGGGAUUGAGAGACAUCCGGAAGGGUCUGAAGAGGAAAAAUCUGAAUCUUUUGUCCCAAGUAAUACCCGAAUGUUGGUUCCACCUUCCAAAAGCUGUAGCUCUCCUCGUAAACCUCCCUAUAAGUUCUUGAUCUAUGGUAAGACUGGCUGGAUUGGGGGUGUACUUGGAAAGCUAUGUGAAAAACAAGGGAUUCCUUUUGAAUAUGGAAAAGGGCGUCUACAGGAUCGAUCAUCACUUUUGGCAGAUAUUCAGAAUGUCAGGCCAACCCAUGUGUUCAAUGCUGCUGGUGUGACUGGUAGACCUAAUGUGGAUUGGUGUGAAUCUCAUAAAGCAGAAACAAUUCGAACCAAUGUUGCUGGAACCUUAACCCUAGCAGAUGUUUGCAGAGAGCAUGGACUCUUGAUGAUGAAUUUUGCCACUGGCUGCAUAUUUGAGUAUGAUGCUAAACAUCCAGAGGGUUCUGGAGUUGGGUUCACUGAAGAGGACAAACCCAAUUUUUUUGGUUCGUUCUAUUCCAAAACCAAGGCCAUGGUUGAGGAGCUGUUGAAAGAAUUUGACAAUGUUUGCACGCUCAGAGUGCGAAUGCCCAUCUCAUCUGACCUGAACAACCCUCGUAACUUCAUCACUAAGAUUUCUCGUUAUAACAAAGUGGUCAAUAUCCCUAACAGCAUGACCAUCUUGGAUGAAUUACUACCCAUCUCUAUUGAGAUGGCGAAGCGGAACUUGAGAGGUAUAUGGAACUUUACAAACCCUGGGGUCGUUAGCCAUAAUGAGAUUCUGGAGAUGUACAAGCAAUACAUUGACCCAAAGUUUACAUGGGCAAAUUUCACAAUUGAAGAGCAAGCCAAGGUUAUAGUUGCAGCUCGAAGCAACAAUGAAAUGGAUGCAUCCAAGUUGAAGAAAGAGUUCCCUGAGUUGCUACCAAUCAAGGAGUCGCUGAUUAAGUAUGUUUUUGAACCAAACAAGACAAACUCCGCACAAUAAGCAAAUCUCAGUUAUAGACCUCAGGAUUAACCUCUGCCUUCCGCAUUAGGUGAUAUGCUAUAGAUUACCUCAAUUUAGUUUAAUCAGUAUCACUCAUUAUUCAUUCUUAGCCUUGUCUCAUUAUUUCUUCUGUGCUAGAGGUGUUGAGUAUGAUUUUACCAAGUGUGCUUCUUUCUUUUCUGUUUUCUUGGGUGUAUCUUAGUUCCCUUUGCGUUCCAUUUUAUAAGAAACUUUGAACAGGUUCCCUAUAGAUGAUUCUGUAAUUUUGCAUUCAGUUCAAUGAACAUGUGGUGUUGCAUUC
Molecule: messenger RNA, 2515 nt
Organism: Prunus avium (sweet cherry)
Lineage: Eukaryota; Viridiplantae; Streptophyta; Magnoliopsida; Rosales; Rosaceae
Gene: RHM3
Product: rhamnose biosynthesis 3
Biological process (GO): nucleotide-sugar metabolic process
Molecular function (GO): dTDP-glucose 4,6-dehydratase activity
Source: RefSeq, a predicted model, not a curated record